Messenger RNA from Symbiodinium sp. CCMP2592, 660 nucleotides. The record is from the annotation of a GenBank genome assembly. NCBI's taxonomy places the organism in Eukaryota, Dinophyceae, Suessiales, Symbiodiniaceae.
AUGCACAUUCUUGAGCAGCUGUUCCUCGAGCAUUCCGGUGUCCACCACUUUCAGCAUGCCAGUGCCUUGCCACGAUCUCUAGGUCUGAACUUCGUGGCCGCGGUCGAACUGCUGGUGGGGUUUACGGAGAAGCAAGCGCUGGGUGGCCUUCGUGCGCUUACAGAUGCGUUCUGCAGCGGAUACUACGUGGAGUCGAUGAGUGGCCUCCUGCGCGACAUAGCAGUUCUGGAUGCUCUAUUGCUUCACUUGCUACCCAAAAUCCACGCGAGAUUUGCAGAGGUGGAUCUGCCUCUCAUUUGGAUCGCCACAGAGCCGCUGCUGACCUUGUUCUCGCGGGAGCUGAAGCCCAUCGAGAGCAUCUGCAGGCUUUGGGAUUUCUUCCUUAUCGAAGGAGUCUGUGCUCCCUUUGCAGUUUUCCUCGCUUACGCAGAGCUGGCUUUUGAGCGAAAUCUGCUCACCGGAGCAGCAGCAGAAGAUUCGCUGGGCGCUUUCAGGCUGCUUCUGGGCGAUUCCAGCGCUAUCGCAGGGAACAUCCUGCAGCGUGCAGCUUUCUUCCUCGCGCCCAGGCCAUUUGGCAGUGGUCUCAACGAGACGCUGCUGCAGAGCCUGCGCAAGGAGGCUGCUGGCGCGAGCCAGCUGGCCGAUGCCGACGCCGGAUAA